AUGCAUGAUGAUCCAACAAAAACUGUAACUGGCAUAGAAGCUAUUGCUAAACGUAUUGAAGAAUUAUCAUUAAAACAACAUCAUGUUAAAAUUCGUCAAGUUGAUUGUCAUUUAACUGUAGAUUUAUCAAUUGUUAUACAAGUUUGUGGAGAAAUAUCAUCAACACCAGUAACUGAUACUCAAACUCAACCAAUUAUGAAAUGUUUUGUUCAAACAUUUGUAUUAACACCAACAGAUAAUUCAAAACAAAAAUAUUAUGUACACAAUGAUAUAUUUCGAUAUCUAGAUAGUCCAACAACAAUUUUAACAAAUGAUAAUAAUACAAAAAUAUCAACAACAACAACGAAUAAUAAUGAAGUGUCUAAUGAAUUAAAAUUUAUGUUUAUAGGUUUAAUUGAUCAACUUAAAAACGCAAAAUACCAUCCUAUCUUGGUAUCUCUUCAACCUCAACAAAUCCAAUUUGAUAUUCUUGGAUUUGCAUUUGAAGCUACACCUACUGCACGACCAACGAUUCAAUCACCAAAUAUUAUGCCCGUCAAUUCAACAUCAUCACAUACAAACAUCAAAGAAUUUAUUGCAAAUACUAUCAUAUGUGGCGAAGUUACUACCUCGAACCUAACAUUUAAUAAUGAUGAAUUAUUAAAACUCGAACAGGCUAAUUUUGAUUCAAGUAAUGAAACAACACAAGCAACACAUCGUUUACUUCACAAAAUGCUACAAUUAGAAAGAUGUGUUGCGUUCAUUCUUCAAUAUUAUCAAAAUAUUGAAUUACAAAAUCUAUUAGUGGUACUUUGUGGUAGAUUCGACAAUUACCAUCAUAAUCAAUCACCUGAAUUUAUUUAUAAAGCGGUCUUUGAAUCAACCUUCUCCUCAAAAGUACCAUUAUUACGUCAAUUAUACGAACUCGAUAGAGAUGAUAUGAUAAAAAAACUGUAUUUUAUUUCUUAA
This is a messenger RNA of Rotaria sp. Silwood1, 948 nucleotides long. The record is from the annotation of a GenBank genome assembly. NCBI's taxonomy places the organism in Eukaryota, Metazoa, Rotifera, Eurotatoria, Philodinida, Philodinidae.